Messenger RNA from Pomacea canaliculata, 1922 nucleotides. Its product is annotated as putative deoxyribonuclease TATDN1. The transcript has 12 exons. Lineage: Eukaryota; Metazoa; Mollusca; Gastropoda; Architaenioglossa; Ampullariidae. The record is from RefSeq and is a predicted model, not a curated record. Gene Ontology annotation, cellular component: cytosol. Gene Ontology annotation, molecular function: 3'-5'-DNA exonuclease activity. Bases 389 to 1309 code for a protein of 306 amino acids.
GAACAAAGGGGAACAACUCAUUUAUAUGUCGCGUCUCGUGCAACUGAGAAAACAAAGCUGUCGACGACAACAACAUUGAACAUUUUAUCUUUUUUUUUUUUUAAUAAUAAGAGAUUCGUAAACGAAUUGAAUGAACUGACUUAAGUAAAAAGUAUCUAUCUGGGCUGAAACAAAACGUUUCCACGCGCAUACGCCCGUACACGUUUCCUGUCGUCUGGUCAAGAUUUAUGCGAGCUGUCAUGCUGCCAUGCUUCACUGCUUGAUUCGUAGUCUUAUUGACACUUGACUCAAUUUCACUCCCUUAAAUGAUCAGCAAUCUUAUUCCUAAACAAGUGGAUCCAUUCUUUAUUAUUUUAACAGACUGCAUAACAUCGUAAAGGCUGUUCUGAUGGCAUCUACUAAAGUAAUAUCAUCAGCCUUCAAAUUCAUAGACAUCGGUGCAAAUCUGACAGAUCCUAUAUUCCGAGGACUUUAUCAUCGUACAAAAAAACAUGAAGAUGAUUUUAAAGAUGUUCUUCAAAGAGCUGCUGAUGUUGGCGUCCAAAAGAUCAUCAUAACUGGAGGGAACCUAGAGGACUCGAAAGAUGCCCUAAAACUGGCAGAAACAGAAGAAUGUCUUUUCAGCACUGUAGGGUGCCAUCCCACACGAAGCAAUGAGUUUGAUAAACAUGGUGAUCCAGACAAGUAUCUGAGUGACCUCAUUGAAUUAGCGAAGAGCAGUGAGAAAGUUGCUGCCCUUGGGGAGUGUGGGCUUGAUUAUGACAGAACUCAGUUUUGUGAACCAGAGAUACAGAAAAAAUAUUUUGAAAGGCAGAUGGAAGCAGCAGAAUCUACAAAGCUGCCUCUGUUCCUUCACAUGCGCAGUGCUGCUAGUGAUUUCUGCGAAAUUGUUGCCAGAAAUCGUGACAAAAUAUCUGGAGGCGUGGUUCAUUCUUUUACAGGUACCAAACAAGAAGCUGCGUGGAUCUUGGAUCAAGGUUUUUAUAUCGGCAUCAAUGGAUGCUCUUUGAAGACACAAGAUAACUUGGAUGUCAUGUGCUCCAUCCCUUGUGAUCGUUUGAUGAUAGAGACUGACGCUCCAUGGUGUGAGAUAAAACCCACUCAUGCUGGCUUCAGAUCCAUUAAGACGACAUUUCCCAGCAAGAAGAAAGAACGCUGGGAGAAAGGAAGCUGUAUAAAGGGAAGAAAUGAGCCAGCACAUAUCAUCCAAGUCCUUGAAGUGAUGGCUGCUGCAAGGCAGGAAGAUGAGGAGGAGCUGGCCCAGAUUAUGUACGAGAACACCCUCAGGCUCUUUUUUAACAAAUCUUGAUGCAGCGUGUAUGUGAUUUAGAUUUUCAUCAGCAUGUAUUUUUGUUAUUAACAUUAGCACAAAUCAGCAUGAACAGCAAAGGAUCCUACAGUUUACAAAUAAUUGUAUCUACUAAUUUUCAUUUUAUAAGAAGUCUUCAUGAUUAGUGUUUGAGCUAAUAUCACAACAAAGCAACUAGCCACUGUAGACAGGUGCUACGUGUAGAGACACCUAGAGAGGACACAAAGUUAUAUUAUUGUAUGGGUGACAAGCUCAAAAGUCAUCAUGUGGACACAAUAGUCAGCUAAUAAGCAGGCCAUCAAAGCUAGACAACCAUGUUGAAGAAAAGCACAAAGAGGCUAACAGUUAUCAUUUUACCUUAACAUCCAUUCAAUUAAAGUGUUUGAUUGGUAGAUUUCAUUCAUGUUGAGGUCUAUGGCAAUGCUAGCACCCAAUCUGAAGAUACCUUGUACUUUCAAUGACUGUAUCUGCUUGGAUAUCUAAAUUAAUCAAAAGAUGUAUGCACCUUUCUUGCAUCUCCAAGCACACAUCAUAAAAAAAACUCAGUAAACAUAAAUACCAAGCAACUCAUCUGUGUUUACAGUUUGCUUUAAUAAAUGCCAUUUGAAAAUUA